Vitrella brassicaformis is the source of this 3283-nucleotide messenger RNA. NCBI's taxonomy places the organism in Eukaryota, Vitrellaceae. The record is from the annotation of a GenBank genome assembly.
AUUGGGCCCUCCGAAUCAUCUAUCGGCCGCCGCUGCAUCGGUUCGUACGAAAAGCCCGUUGAGAUCUUCGAGGGUUUCAUUCAUCUCGACCUAUUCAUUCAUUCAUUCAUUCUCCCGACAUGUAUGUAUGCAGAUCUUCGCUGGCAAGAUGAACGUGCUGUGUUUGCUCUAUGCCUGGUUCGUGCCACAAUUCCCAAGUGGCAUUAACAGCAGAACGGGUCAGUCAGUCCGCACACACAGACAAGAUAUGUGCAGGUUCAUGUGUGAGAGCGUGUGUGGGGAGUGCAGGUGGCCGCACGCUACGCGGCCAGAACAGUGUGAUCGUCCCCAGACCAAACUUCCCUGCUGGUAGGGCAACUACACAUGCAUACAUACAGGCAUGUACUCCACGAGUGAUGCGCAUCCCAUCCUGCAGACAGCAGCACUUCUGGCUAUCUCGUCGCGCGUGUGUCCAUCGCCCAGGGACCGGUACACACACACACACACACACACACACCCCAACAUGUGUCUGUCUAUUCACUGUCUGUGUGUGGACGUCUCUCUGUGCACUUCAUCCAUGUGUAUCUGCAUUUCAGGUGUCGUCAUUUGUGUCGCUGUUCGCCGCUGCUGGCGACGAUGAGGGCGACGUCACCAAGUCAGAGCAGGACACCAGCAAGAAGCUGCUGACGCCACAACAGCAGCAACAGCCGAAGCAGCAUCAGGAGGCAAAGAAGGGGAAGCAAGCAGGCGCGGAAGAGGUAGGUCAGCCCACACACUUUCAGGGAGGGAGGGGGUCGGUGGUCGGCGUCUGCUGCAUGUCAGCUGUGCGUGUCCAUCCAUUAGGAUCUUGAGUAUGAUGAUGAGUUUUACUUUGACGACGAAGAUGAAGACGACGAGGAGGACGGUACGUACGUCAUGAAUCAACGAACGAACGAACGAACGAACGAUGCCCGUGGCGAUGGAUGGAUGGAUGCACUGUACUUGCAGAUGACGAGGUCACCGAGCUCACGCGCGAAGGUGCGUACCCUACAGACACGCACGCCCCAUGCACAAACACCCACAUUGUGUGUGUCUGUGUGUGUGUACAGAUGUGAUUCCGCUGAUCCUCGAGAACCAAGUGUACCUUCAGCCUAAGGCGGCAGAAGGCGAAAACGCCACUGAGGUACAUACACUACAGGCACAUAGACAGACGUGAAUGAAUGCAAUAAUACAGUGAAAGGGCGAGCAACGUCUUCCUCCAUUCCAUUUUGUAUAUCUACAGGUUGGGGAGUCGGCCGUUCAGUACACCAAGGAGCAGCUGGAAAACAUGGACGUGAGUGAGUACGGACGGCACGUCAUGUACUGUACUCCUUCGUUCAUUUGCCCUGUCUGUCUCUCUGCCUGUCUGUCUGACACUGACUGUUACGAAUGGAACGAAUCGAUGAACAGGAUGACGAAUUGGAGGAUGUGCUGUCAGUAGAGGAGAGAAGGGGAGGGGAGGGAGGGAUGCGUCGGCUCAUGUGUGUGUGUGUGUGUGUUUCCUUUGUUCAUUCAGCAACAACGUGAUUAAUGCGAUGGAGGACAUGGACAUCAUGGACACACUCACACGAGACGACAUGGUGAAUGAGCUCCUCGAGGACCCCUCUAUUCUGCCGCCCGAAUACAACAACACACAGAAACUCGUACGUCGUAUGCAUCUCAAUGCUCAAUCAAGCAGUGGGUGGGUGGGUGCAUUGCGUCCACACACACGUCCUCUCAAACGUGUCUGCAGGAGUGGCUCAAGAACGAGGCGACGGACGAGGAGGUCUACAAGGUGUUCAGAGAAGCCAUGCAAAACCUGGACGAGUACGUGUGCGACAGCACAGGCACUACACACUGACGGAAACACUUUUGAUGAAUAUCUGUUUGUCGAUCGACCGACCGGUCACACAGGGAGGAUGAGAGUCCGUCGCGGCGGUUUGUGGACCUGGGUGACAUGUUCGACGAUGAAGACGAAGACGACGUUCGUGACAUCCGCGCGCGCACACACAGACACAGACACACGCACACACACGGGUCGCUGGAUGUGUGUAUGGUUGGGUGCGGUGCAGGAAGAAGACGACGAGGACUUUGACGAAGACGAAGAUGAUUUAGGUCUGUAAGCAUCCACGCACACAUGAUCUGCUCUCCCGACUGACUGAUGCACAUGGUUGUCGUGUGCGUGCGUGUGUGACAUUGCACUGCCUGCAGACAUCGACGAGGAACUGGAUGACAACUCGCCCUUAGGUACGUUCCGUUCUCACUCGCCCCACCAGACCAGCACACACCUCACCUCACCCCACACACAAACACAUUCAUGUCUGUGUAGUGUAUGUGCACAUCCAUUCGUGUGUGUGUGUGUACACGACAGCCCGCUACUGUCUGUCGCGAAACGAAGCCAUCAAGUUCGUCGAUGAAGGACGGGUAGGCAGCCAACACACACACGCACACACACACACACAAACAAACACACAUGUCAGCCAACACGUCACACACGUGGGUGCGCCCGUGCAGGAUCUCCUCUCGUCGCCGGUUCCCACACCCACACUCAGGAGAAUGCCCGACGACCGGUCAGUGAACUCGUCGGCCACACAACACACAGAUACACAGAUAGACGACCAGACCCCUACCUGUGUGCUUGCUAUGCGAGUGCAGGUUGGCGGACAUGGUGGGGGAAAUCCUGGACAAAGCCGCCACGUGAGCCAUCACACCCCCUGGCUCCCUCAAUUCCUCCCUCCCACCCUCUCUAUUUAUGUGCAUAUGUUUUGAUUCAUUCAGUAAGGACGAGUCGGGCGCCGCCCCCAACGCAGAGCGCUUCAAGGACAGCCCCAGCAGCGGCAAGAAGCGAUGGUCACCCGACAAGAAGAAGACGGCAUAGCCAGGCAGCCAGCCAGCCAGCCAGCAAAACGCAUGACAAAUGACCUCGAGGGAGACAGACAGUGCUUAGUGUCCAGAGAUUGCAGCAGGGAAGGGGGAGGGCUCUAGUAGGGUUGGCUUUCAUCCGUGCAUGUGGGCGUGUGUGUGAGUGUGUUUGUGUGUGUAGAGUGGGUGAGUGCUGUAGAAGGCAGAAAUGGUUGAUGGAUGGUUGGUGUUCGAACGAACGUGAUGUGUGUAUUUGUCUGCUUAGUCGCGUCGGAAGGUCGAGUCGUUUUAAGCUAAGCUAUGCUGCUGCUGUAGGAAGGGGCAAAAGAGGUGAGGGGAGGGAGGGAUUUCCAUCGUUCGUCUGUCCAAUGGAGACCCACUGGCACUCGCUCUCCCGACACACAAGACGCACGCACUGGUCGGAUGAAUGAACAAGUAAUGGUCG